Messenger RNA from Rotaria socialis, 300 nucleotides. The record is from the annotation of a GenBank genome assembly. Lineage: Eukaryota; Metazoa; Rotifera; Eurotatoria; Philodinida; Philodinidae.
AUGGGUAUUUGCUUGUGUUGUGCUCAACAGCCACCCGAAAAUUUUGUAGGAGAAUGGUCAAACGGAGGCAACGUUAAAAUGCAAAUUGCAGUGGAUGGAAGCCUUAUGUACAACAAAGAGACAUCGAAUGGUUACUAUCGAUAUACCACCACCGGAGCUCGUUAUAAUGAAAAUGGCUUUUGGACGUGUCUGUGCUGCUGUUGUACUCUUAAAGGUGUUUAUGGCGAACAAGAAGAGCAAAAACCCGUGUUUAUUGUCAGAGGCGACGUGUUGGCAAAGGAUGUGGCUCCAAAUCAUUGA